UACACAAUACUUACUUUCUGUUUGUCGCACCUACAACAAGUCGCCCAAAAUGAGACAGCCAGCUGGUGUUGCAGAAAUUCUCAGAUCUCACCAGAAAGAUGACAUUUAUGUUGGAUAUCUAAAGAAUUCAGUAUCUGAAGUUUUUCAAGAAAUAUUUGGUCCUGGUAUAUGGAUAAGAUGGAAAAAUGAAGUGGAUCGUGUGGCUGAAGUCACUUAUUUCUUGCUCACAACAGUUGCAGGAUAUCAGACAGUGGGAGAGGAGUAUGUCAACAUUAUACAAAUUGAUAAACACAGACUAAAUCUUCCAUCAAAACUGAAACGGUUGAUAAUGGUGUCUGUGCAUGUGUUUGGCCCUUAUGGAGUGAUGCGCUUUUUAGACUGGGUGGAAAAGAAGUUUCAGUCUGGUGAGUGGGACAACGUUCCUAAGGAAACAAGGGAGAUUAUCCUGAAAUCACUUCCUAUUCUUCAACAAGCUCUCUCACUGCUGCAGAGGUUUCAUCUGGCCUUCUUUUAUCUCCGAGGUGUGUACUAUCACAUCGCCAAACGAUUGACAGAUGUCAGCUAUAUCAAGUUCAGUUUAUCCAACACAGACGGAUCCUCGGUACAACAGAGCUUCAAGGCUCUUGGCUGGUUGUCCUUAGCUCAGCUUGGCUUCAGUGUUUUACAGCUGUUGUAUCAGAGUUACAAAUCAUCGAAAUCACUAUCGUCUCAUACAGAAAUCAGUGCAAGAACAGCAAGUGACACUGCAGACAGGAAAUGCUGUUUAUGUUUGGAGACGAGGAGGAAACCUACGGCGACACCUUGUGGCCAUUUGUUCUGUUGGCACUGUAUUUAUGAAUGGUGCUCGACUAAGCUAGAGUGUCCUAUAUGUAGAGAAAAUUUGCAACCACAGAAGUUAGUCUUUUUACAGAAUUAUGACCCACCAGAAGGAUAAAAGCACAGGUGUUUUAAUGUGACAUUUGUUUUUGAAAUCCUGAACACUUUAACCAUGGAUGAAAACAAAAGUCAGUUGUUGAAAACCUUCUAGGAGGGACCAGAGAUGUCUACAAUUUGUGAUUUACAAACCAUCUCAUGUGAUAUUGUUAAUUUUAUUAAAAAUGAAAUAAAUAUUGAUAAAAACAAA
Ostrea edulis (European flat oyster) is the source of this 1123-nucleotide messenger RNA. Its product is annotated as peroxisome biogenesis factor 10-like. Bases 50 to 934 code for a protein of 294 amino acids. Gene Ontology annotation, biological process: protein import into peroxisome matrix. Gene Ontology annotation, cellular component: peroxisomal membrane. Gene Ontology annotation, molecular function: zinc ion binding. The transcript is spliced from 7 exons. The record is from RefSeq and is a predicted model, not a curated record. Lineage: Eukaryota; Metazoa; Mollusca; Bivalvia; Ostreida; Ostreidae.